Closterium sp. Naga37s-1 is the source of this 942-nucleotide messenger RNA. The record is from the annotation of a GenBank genome assembly. Lineage: Eukaryota; Viridiplantae; Streptophyta; Zygnematophyceae; Desmidiales; Closteriaceae.
AUGAGGAGAGGAGCCGCCCCCUCGAACCGCACCCCCUGCCUCCCUUCCUUCCUCCACACCCCUGCCCCACUCACAGUUGUCUCUGCCCUGUUCUUCACACGGCAGCCAGCCCCCCCACCCCCCCGUUCCUGCCACCUACCCCCCACAGUAGCAGCCGCGGGAGGGGAGAGGCAGGGCAGAGGGUGGUGCUCUGCUGGCGGGGUGCUCUGCUGGCGGGGUUCUCUGCUGGCGGGGUUCUCUGCUGGCGGGGUUCUCUGCUGGCGGGGUUCUCUGCUGGCGGGGUUCUCUGCUGGCGGGGUGCUCUGCUCGCGGGGUUCUCUGCUGGCGGGGUUCUCUGCUGGCGGGGUUCUCUGCUGGCGGGGUUCUCUGCUGGCGGGGUUCUCUGCUGGCGGGGUUCUCUGCUGGCGGGGUUCUCUGCUGGCGGGGUUCUCUGCUGGCGGGGUUCUCUGCUGGCGGGGUUCUCUGCUGGCGGGGUUCUCUGCUGGCGGGGUUCUCUGCUGGCGGGGUUCUCUGCUGGCAGGGUUCUCUGCUGGCGGGGUUCUCUGCUGGCAGGGUUCUCUGCUGGCGGGGUUCUCUGCUGGCGGGGUGCUGGUGCUGGCGGCUGGCGCUGGUGCUGGUUCCUGGUGCUGGCGGCUGGCGCUGGUGCUGGUUCCUGGUGCUGGCGGUGGUGCUGGUUCCUGGUGCUGGCGGCUGGCGCUGGUGCUGGUUCCUGGUGCUGGCGGCUGGCGCUGGUGCUGGUUCCUGGUGCUGGCGGCUGGCGCUGGUGCUAGUUCCUGGUGCUGGCGGCUGACGCUGGUGCUGAUUCCUGGUGCUGGCGGCUGGCGCUGGUGCUGGUUCCUGGUGCUGGCGGCUGGCGCUGGUGCUGGUUCCUGGUGCUGGCGCUGGUGCUGGUACUGGUUCCUGGUGCUGGCGCUGGUGCUGGUGCCUGGUGCUCGCUCUUGA